Dermacentor silvarum is the source of this 945-nucleotide messenger RNA. RefSeq lists its product as uncharacterized. The coding region runs from base 1 to 945 and encodes 314 amino acids. The transcript has 2 exons. The record is from RefSeq and is a predicted model, not a curated record. NCBI's taxonomy places the organism in Eukaryota, Metazoa, Arthropoda, Arachnida, Ixodida, Ixodidae.
AUGUACCGAGUCAAGUACCAAGUACCGCACAACGCUGCUUCACAGACAUCAUGUGCGGAGGAGCCACCGCAGCAGAAGCUGGCACCGGAAGAACCACCGCAGCAAAAGCUGGCACCGGAGGAACCACCGCAGCAAAAGCUGGCACCGGAGGAACCACCGCAGCAGAAGCUGGCACCGGAGGAACCACCGCAGCAGAAGCUGGUACCGGAGGAACCACCGCUGCAGAAGCUGGUACCGGAGGAACCACCGCAGCAGAAGCUGGCAUUGGAGCAACCACCACAGCAGAAGCUUGCACUGGAGCAACCACCGCAGCAGAAGCACAACCUUAACUACACCAAUAUUGACACACUUUUCGACGACGAGGGCCUCAAUGCGCCGCCAGCAAAGCAGACCAACUCGGCAAACAAAGGACAGCCGCAGACGCUCAAGAGCGAAGCGGGCAAUCCGGCCCGGAAAGAUCCCUUACAGCUCGCCCAGACGCUGACCAUGAAUCGGCAGCGCUUGAAACUUGAAGCCCAACGCAGCCGCCAGCGGUUUGCCAACAUGCUCUGCGGCGCGGCUGUCGUCUUAGUGAUCGUCUCCUUGCUGGCCAUAGUGGGUGCGUCCUUGUUCUCGAAGCACGCCGAUAGAGAUCUAAUGACCACCCAGGAACCGGCCUACAAUUUCAGCUCGGAGGACGAGGACAACGAGCCUCCCGAUGGUGGUUACGCACGUGCGAUGCGGGAAACGACCGAUGGAGACUCCUUCAGAGACACGGUUCAGAACGACGCGACAACUACUGGCACCUUCGAAGACAGCGAGAUCGUCCAGGUAGCGGAAGAUCAUAUAGGUGUUUCAAAGGGCUCACAACAAGCGCUCCAAGCAGCCGAAACCGUCAUAGCUGGAAGUUUGACCAUUGAUACCAGCACGGAGGUGGUAUCCGGUAGAAAUUCUACGUGGCAAUAA